This is a messenger RNA of Carya illinoinensis, 672 nucleotides long. RefSeq lists its product as uncharacterized. The record is from RefSeq and is a predicted model, not a curated record. The coding region runs from base 1 to 672 and encodes 223 amino acids. Lineage: Eukaryota; Viridiplantae; Streptophyta; Magnoliopsida; Fagales; Juglandaceae. The transcript has a single exon.
AUGGAAUGCAUAGAAUCUGUCUCCUAUGAACUACUGGUCAAUGGCACCCCUCAAGACCCUUUCAAACCUUCAAGAGGAAUAAGGCAAGGUGACCCCAUCUCACCUUACCUAUUCAUUAUGUGUGCUGAAGCACUCAGUAACCUAAUCUGUCAAGCUGAAGCAAAAGGUCAAGUCCAUGGGAUCCCAAUUGCCAAAGGUCAGCUCAAAAUUUCCCACUUGUUUUUUGCUGAUGAUAGCUUGCUCUUUUGCAAGGCCAAUACAUUUGAAUGGAUCAGGUUACAUGGCUUACUGAAAAUAUAUGAACAAGCCUCAGGAAAAAGGCUCAACCUCAAGAAGACUUCCAUCUUAUUCAGUAAGAAUAUAACCAGAGCUACUCAAAACUUUAUCCUCUUCAUUGCUGGAGUAAGGUCUGCCAUGACCUAUGAAAAGUACCUAGGCUUACCUUAUGUGGUGGGAAAGAACAAAAAUAAAACCUUCAAAGGUAUCCUAGAUAGUAUUAGACUGAGGUUGAGCAACCACAAAGUCAAGCUUCUAUCUCUGGCAGGAAAGGAGAUAUAUAUCAAGGUUGUGAUUCAAGCACUCCCCACCUAUGCCAUGAGUGUGUUCAAACUCCCAUGUUCCUUACUCAAUGAAAUUAGCAGAGCAACACACAACUUCUGGUGGGGGCAGUAA